Molecule: messenger RNA, 1114 nt
Organism: Emys orbicularis (European pond turtle)
Lineage: Eukaryota; Metazoa; Chordata; Testudines; Emydidae
Product: putative transmembrane protein 183BP
Exons: 6
Coding region: 16-846 (276 amino acids)
Biological process (GO): regulation of protein stability
Cellular component (GO): SCF ubiquitin ligase complex
Molecular function (GO): protein binding
Source: RefSeq, a predicted model, not a curated record
GACAGUAGCGAUGAAAUGGAUGCUAAGGAAAGCACCGACGAGAGAACUGCCUCUAGAAAAAAGAAAAGCAAGAGGCACAAAGAAAACCCUGAUGAGGCUGUUGGAGAGGAUUAUCCCAUUGACAUCUGGCUGUUGCUGGCCUCCUACAUACGUCCAGAAGAUACAGUGAAGUUUUCUCUGAUUUGCAAAAAAGCCUGGACUGUCAUUUGCACUGCUGCCUUUUGGACCAGACUCUACAGAAGGCACUACACUCUGGAUGCGUACCUGCCUCUCCGUUUACGGCCAGAAUCUAUGGAAAGGCUGCACUGCCUCCGUGCGUGUGUCAUCUGUUCGUUAUACCACAUGUAUGAACCUUUUGCUUCUCGUGUCUCCAGGAAUCCGGCUGUUCCAGAGACUACCCCCAGCACUUUAAAGAAUUCCAACUGUUUGCUUUUCUGGUGCAGAAAGAUUGAAGGGAACAGACGAGAACCUAUGUGGGAAUUUAACUUCAAAUUCAAAAAACAGCCUCCCAGAUUGAAGAGUAACUGUUGCAAAGGUCUUCAGCCACCUGUUCAGUAUGAGGAUGUUCACACAAAUCCUGAUCAGGACUGCUGUCUGCUGCAAAUCACCACCCUCAACUUCAUCUUCCUGCCGGUAGUCAUGGGUCUGAUAUUUACCUUGUUCACAAUAAACGUGAGCACUGACAUGAGACAUCACAGAGUGAGGUUGGUGUUCCAGGAUUCUCCUGUCCGGAACGGCAAGAAGCCCCGACUUGACCAAGGAGUACAAGUUAUCCUGGACCCUGUGCACAGUGUACGUCUCUUGGAUUGGUGGCACCCGCAGUACCCCUUUUCUCUGAAAGCUUAGCAUGCUCCUACUGCAUCUGUGAGUAGCCAUGUCAGGCAGAAGACAAUGUCUAGGAACUGGGAAAUCCUGUUUUUAUUUCCUGAAUAAAUUCUCCAAUCUCCUUACAAAUGAGUGAAGCUGCAAUGCCAGUCUCUGUAUAUAAUUUCCAGCCAGUAAUGAGCAGAAUCGAGUGUAAAUGGAAAUGAUUUGUAAACACAUUUCUAUGUAAAGUUCACAUUUUAUGAUUUGAAAGGAGCACCAUGAAACUGUUCAUUUAAAAUCCUUUUGG